Molecule: messenger RNA, 1182 nt
Organism: Arachis duranensis
Lineage: Eukaryota; Viridiplantae; Streptophyta; Magnoliopsida; Fabales; Fabaceae
Exons: 1
Coding region: 1-1182 (393 amino acids)
Source: RefSeq, a predicted model, not a curated record
AUGACGCGCUUUGCAGAGGCGACCAUGGAAAUCCCAGAUUUGAGUCCAGAAGUCCACCCCCAUGCCCUCAAAAGCGGCCUCAGACCAGGAAAGUUCCAAGAAACAAUUGCGGUAACAAAACCAAAAACAUUGGACGAAUUCAGAGAGAAGGCCGCAGGACAAAUGGAGGUUGAAGAACUUCGGGAAGCCCGGAAGACGGACAAGCAUCCAACCAAAAGGGAGGAAGACAAAGCCCUUAGGUCAACAAGCAACAAAGAACUUAAAAAGCCUUUCAAGCUUACCCCCAAGUUUGAUAACUAUACCCGAUUCAAUACAAAGAGAGAAGACAUUAUAAAAGAAAUCCUACAUGCAAAGAUAAUAAAACCUCCAAUCAGGGCCGGUAAUUAUCAAGAUCAAAGGUUUGUUGACAAAACAAAACAUUGUGCCUUCCAUCAAAAGUUCGGCCAUACGACAGACGACUGUGUUGCGGCAAAAGACCUACUGGAACGAUUGGCAAGGCAAGGACUAUUAGACAAAUACAUUGAUGGAAGAAGGGGCAGAGGAGAAAACAAGGUACUGGGAACAACUGGUCAAGGGACAGAGGAAAAUGACAAAAGACACUGGGCAAACCCAAGCCAGCCACGAGGAGUCAUAAAUUGCAUCUCAGGUGGCUUCGCCAGUGGAGGUACUACAAGCUCGGCCCGGAAGCGGAGUUACCGAGAAAUGCUAGCAAUCGAAGGAGCGACCUUCUUCCCCCAGAAAGAUACGCCGAGAGGAGAGAUUACUUUUACAUCCUCAGAUUGCACAUCAGCAAGCCCAAACCUCGACGAUCCCGUUGUUAUCUCAGUACAGGUCGGAGACCUGUUGGUAAGAAAGGUCUUGCUAGACCCAGGUAGUAGUGCCGAUGUUUUGUUUUACUCAACAUUCCAGAAAAUGAACCUGUUUGAUAAAAUCAUACAACCUUACUCCGGAGACCUCAUAGGAUUCUCGGGAGAAAGGGUGUCGGUAAUGGGAAGUGUGUGGUUAAAGACCAUGCUGGGGGAACAUCCCCGAUCAAAAAUAAUCGAUAUACAGUACGUCGUAGUAAACUGCACAAGCCCAUACAAUAUUAUAUUAGGUAGACCAGCAUUAAAUUCUUUCGGAGCAAUAGUCUCCACUUUGCAUCUGUGUGUUAAGUUUCAUGUGCACAUUUUCGUUGAAUAA